Molecule: messenger RNA, 379 nt
Organism: Dovyalis caffra
Lineage: Eukaryota; Viridiplantae; Streptophyta; Magnoliopsida; Malpighiales; Salicaceae
Source: the annotation of a GenBank genome assembly
CAGCUCGUAAGCCAACAAGUAACCGCCAUAGCCAAUCCCUCGCCUAAGUUACCUUUUGCCCAAGCACAAGCACCCCACACAACCCCUCUUUUACAAGCCUCUCUUGCUCGCAACACCUUUUCCGCCAAGCUCACUCCCUCAUGCGUGUGCCCCUACCAACGCUCCAAGCCACCGAGUGCGUGCCCUUCCAUCGCCAGCUUGCUUGCACGCCUCGAAGGCCGGUCCGCGUGUCCAGCCAACGCUAACACCAGGUGCCCAAGCCAACCGGUGCCGGUGUACCGCCUACAUCUACCGGCCAAUGCCCGCGCCCGAGCCAACCGGUGCCAACACCGGCCUGCGCCAACGCCAACACCAACUCCUAAGCCAACCAAGUGCCGGC